CACUACUGCACUAGCGAAAACAAAAAGGAGCAAAAGGGGAGCAAAAGAUUUAGCUAGGGUUUUAGUUCCCUCCGUUUUCUUCUCCCUGUUUCCAGAUUUUCUCUGAACAAAGAAGAUUCAAUAGUGAUUCAAGAUAAUGGGCAUCAGGAAGGAAAACCCCAGGAAUAUGGGUUCUUCUUCACAAAAUACUAAAGAUAUUUUGACAUCAUUUAGUCCUUCUUCGGAUUUCUUUGCAAUUAGUUCUGGAGAUGGUCGGAUUAAGGUUUGGGAUACUAUUAAAGGUCAAGUCCAGACACAAUUCGCAGACAUUGCGUCGACUGCUAUGGAGACUAAUGAUGGUACAUCGUUAUACAAAGAAUCAGGAAGUGGGCAUCUUUCACUUGAUUAUACAUGUAUGAAAUGGUUAGAUUUGGAGAGAAAGAAGAAGAAAAAGAAGGUUGGGCAGUCGUUGUUAGUUGCGGGAACGGGUAGCGGUGACGUUAUAGCUCUUGAUGUAUCUUCCGGGCAAUUGAAAUGGAGAUCAAAUGAUUGCCAUCCUGGGGGUGUCAAUGCUGUUUCCUUUUCUUCAGAGAGUUCCUGCGUAUAUUCUGCAGGUGCUGAUGGUAUGGUUUGCAAAACUGAUCCUGCCAGUGGUAACUUAUUGGCGAAAUUUGAAGCUUCUGCGAAAGCGAUAUCCUCUAUGGUCAUCUCACCUGAUGGAAGGAAAUUAGCAACUGCAGCUGCUCAGCUGAAGAUCUUUAAUUGUUCUAAUAACAAAAAGAUACAGAAAUUUUCAGGCCACCCUGGUACUGUUCGUUGUAUGAUAUUCAGUGAAGAUGGGAAAUACGUUCUUUCUUCUGCUGCUGGGGAAAGAUAUGUUGCCCUAUGGGAGAUAGAUGGUAGCAAAAAGAAGCCUGCCAGCUGUGUUCUUUCCAUGGAUCAUCCUGCCGUCUUCUUAGAUUGUAAGUGCAAAGUGAGCGGGCAAACAGAUGAUGCAGGAAUCUACGUCUUAGCCAUCUCCGAAAUGGGUCACUGUUACUUCUGGUAUGGCAGACAUGUUGAGGAAUUACGAAAUGCCAAGCCAACAAGAAUCUCAUUAUCUGCUGAGGGUCACUUCUCAAAGAAUAGCGCAUUACCUGUGAUAUUUGCUGCAGAGUUACAAGGGAUCGUGAAACCUGGUUCAACACAAGUAUAUCUAGUGUAUGGUUCUAUAGUAAAACCAUCGUUUGAGAAAAUGCUAGUUACAUAUGGUACAGACAUUAUGUUAAAUAGUACCCAGGAGGGAGUUCUUCUGCCAUUGGAACAAUCGCACAAGAAAGGGCAAGUUUUACACACUAAAGUAACUGCGUUAGACCGUGCAAAUGCUGAAGAUGCCACACUUCAUCCGAAGCUUCAUAAUUUCAAGGAAAUGAAAAAAAGGCGUCGGCCUUCUAGUAUUGAUACCGACGAAGAGAUGACUGAUGGUAUCAUCAGCAAAACCAGCCAAACUAAACCUUUGGAAAUAGAUGAUGAACAAGAAAAAAAUGAGGAGAUUGUCGCAUCAAGCAUGGAGAAUAAGCUUAGAUCAUUAAAAAUUCUUAGUAAUGAAAGUUGCCAGUCAGCUCUUAAAGACUUAAUGAGUUCUACCAUGUUCAUUGAUGGCAAUUUUGAAGCUAAGAUCCCUCCAAAGAAGAUAAAAGCAAAUAUCAUGUCUUUACCGUCUCAUGAUGCAUACAAGUUGCUGACAUUCUUGGUGACCCUGUGGAAAUCAAGGUCAGGCAGUACAAAAUAUGUUCUACCAUGGAUUUGUAGUAUACUAGUAAAUCACAGCUCCUAUGUCGUAUCCCAAGAAUCCUCUUCGCAGUUGCUGGACUCCUUGCACAAGAUGACAGAAUCAAAAUGUUUAGCUGUUCAACCUUUGCUACAGUUGUCGGGUCGCAUGCAACUUGCGAUGGCAAAGAUUGACAAGAUUGGGAAGGAUACUACACACACAUCAGCAAACCAUGAUCAGUCUGACGAAAGUGAUGAUGAGGAUGAAGAUGAAAGCAUGCAGCUUGCGACGGCAAAGAUUGACAAGACUGGGAAGGAUACGACACACACAUCAACAAACCAUGAUCAGUCUGAUGAAAGUGAUGAUGAGGAUGAAGACGAAGAUGAAAGCAUUGGAUGUGUUUACAAGCAAGAUGAAUCUGAAAGUGGAUCUGAAAGUGGUAGCGAUAGUGAUACUUAAGGGUGUUACUGAAGGAGAUAAUGGUACCUUAUCUGAGUGAAUUCAACGAGUUGCGUCGGUGGGGCCCAAGAUGUACAAUAGUUGCAUCGCAGCUGGUGUUUCGCACUAUAUUAUAGAAAAUCAGCGACCAAUUAUGCGAGAUUCAUCAAUCUGGUAACACCGGCUUAAACUUUUGUUCAGGUUUGGCCAUGCUGUUCUUUGGGCCAUUUUGUAAGCCAUGCCAGUGUUCGUCUUAUGUUUGUAAUUUACUUUGCAUAAUUUUACUUUACCAAGGAAAAAUUACUAUAAUGAUGUUACUGUGAGAUAUUUAAGGUCAUUUAUUGUUUUAGGUUACAUACUUACAUGAGACCAUUAAUCCAUACAUAUGAAAAUUUUCACCCC
Molecule: messenger RNA, 2569 nt
Organism: Papaver somniferum (opium poppy)
Lineage: Eukaryota; Viridiplantae; Streptophyta; Magnoliopsida; Ranunculales; Papaveraceae
Product: WD repeat-containing protein 43-like
Exons: 15
Coding region: 137-2188 (683 amino acids)
Molecular function (GO): protein binding
Source: RefSeq, a predicted model, not a curated record